Messenger RNA from Portunus trituberculatus (swimming crab), 10422 nucleotides. Its product is annotated as serine-rich adhesin for platelets-like. The record is from RefSeq and is a predicted model, not a curated record. The transcript has 13 exons. Gene Ontology annotation, molecular function: actin filament binding. Gene Ontology annotation, biological process: actin filament organization. Gene Ontology annotation, cellular component: apical plasma membrane; cortical actin cytoskeleton; adherens junction. The coding region runs from base 661 to 8385 and encodes 2574 amino acids. Lineage: Eukaryota; Metazoa; Arthropoda; Malacostraca; Decapoda; Portunidae.
CACCAGUCUCAGUUAGUGCCCAGCGCCCAGACCGUUCACUAGUCUACCCCCAACCACGCGCUGCCCCUCCCUCGCCCCGACACACCUCCCUCCCUCACUCAUACCUGUGUCCACCAUCCUCGCCGCUGCUGCUCGAGUACUGGCCGAGGAGGAACCGUGGAGUGACUUGAGGGAGUGUGGUUGUGUGCUAAUGAAAAGAAAGCGGAGGAGGAAAAAAGUGUAUGGAUUCUGGAGUUCUGUUGUUGCUUUCCGCAGCGCUGUACUUAAGGCCUGGCGCGCCUCGUGUUUGAGGGCACCGCUGGCGAUACACGAGUGAAUUAUUUCUAGUAUGAAACUACAAAGAAUUUCAACAGACCACACAAUUUAUGAAGACUGCGGCUGUACAUAUUGGUCACCUGUGUGUGUUGGUGCCAGCGUAAGGAAAUGUGUGAAAAAAAGUGAAAGAUCCACACGAGUGAAUGACACAAUGGAAACAAAGAAAUUUCUUGAUACAUGAGAGAAAGAGAAAUAGAGAGAGGAAAAAAGGAGAGCCGUGAGUUACGCUUUUCACUUCACCUGAGACAGGUGACUCGUUAGUGGUGACGCACUGCACCUAAUGACUGUAAUCAGGGCGUGAUUGGCGCCUGUGUGUUCCUCGCUGCCUGCAUCAACCGCGCCACGAUGCCGCAGAGUCCCAUCUCACGCACGGAGGGCGGCUCCGUCUCGGCCAUCAAAAAUUUCCUGUUCGGCGGCGUACUGGAUCCGAGCCGCCCCCACCCUGACGGGAGCGAGGGCGAGGGGCGGCGGAUAUUCAAGGUCCCGAUCCUCAGGUCGCAGGUGUUCCGACCGCAGGUGUUCAAGUCCCAGAUCGUGAAGACGAAGGUCCAGCGAGGCUGUGAGUACAAGACCGUGCACGAGAUGGACGACAACUUCCCCAACAACCUGAGGUCAGGCUUCAGUCACGCCGCCCCCGCCCACCACCGCACCCACCUCCCCAAGCUCAACAACGUCACCUCUUCCUCCUCCAACCUGCGCUGGCCUGCCGCCGCGCCCCUCAACGUGGAGAGCAAGGAGCUGCCGCAGUACGCGUCCACACCCAACCUCUCCUGUGACCUUCAGGAGACGGGGACUGGCGGGUACAGGGGCGCGGGGGCGACGGGCACGGGCACGCUGCCCAGAAACCUUCACCUCGCCAGGACCCAGAGGUACCUCCCUGCAGUUCUCACCACCGCGCCCCUGCCCUCCUCCUCCUCCUCCUCGUCCUCAUCUUGCGCUCACUCCGGGAACACCACGCUGGACUCUGGCUUCCUCUCCGACGCCACGUGGACGGACACGGACAGUCAGUCCCAACAAGAGGCGGGGGCGCCGCCACCUCAGGAUGUCCCUGAGUACAGGCGGGGCAGUUGGGACGUGACGCCUUCGGUGCACGGGCCGCAGGUGCCGCCGAGGGGGAACCGCAGGAAAGGGAAACAAGUGAGCAGCGCCAUCUUGAAAAUAGAGAAAGGACUCUUCGCCACGGCCUCCAAAGACUCCACCUGUGAAAAACCUCCGCGCGGGAGAGACCGGCGGCCCAUUGACCCUUCCUCCGCCACCCUGCCCCUGCCCCCUCUGCCAUCCUCGCCCCCUCCUUCCGCUCCUCCCCCUACCGAUAGUAAGGAUGAGGAGAGAGGAGAGGAGGAGACCACGGCUGAAUUCAAGACGGCCUCCAUCACUCCGGGGGGAACCUUCUUGGCGAGGUGCGUCAAAAUACAUGACCUAAGUAACCACGAGAGCGGCGAGGACGGCAGGGACAUCGGGUCGCCGCGGCACGCCCCUGAGCGGCGGGAGAGCGGCCGCUUCCCCUCCGCUGCCCGACUCCUGCGUUCCCUGGGCCGCAGCAAUCGUGAUGACUCUGGGAGUGGGGCGCAGGGCAGGGAUUCUGACGCCCGGCUGUCCCGCGCCAACCCCAGCUACCACUCCGAGGGCAAAGGGCUCAAGAAGAAGAACAACUGGACUUCUGAGAGGGAAUUAAACCACUCCCUGAGCCCGGCGCAGAAGGAGAGGAGCCACAGCUUCUGCGAGAAAUCUAACAGCGCCUCCAAGCGUCGCUACUCCUACCAUGACAAUAAGACUCUGCGGGAGGAGACCAGGGGGCGCCUCGAGCGGCAGGAGAGCAAUCAUGGUGGCUCCAGUACCUUGGCGUCCCCCACACACUCCCUCGACCAGUCUCACCCGCCCACGUCCACCCCCCUCUCCUCCCAUCCACCACAGCCGCCCAUUUCUACAUCCGCGACCACUCCCCCGCCAUGCACGCCGUCCCCCGCUGCCUCAUCCUCCUCGUCCCCUUCCUCCUCCUCGUCCUCCUCCACCACACCCACGCUACCCAAGUCGGUGUCCUCGCAGCCUCCCUCGCCCAUAGACAACUCCCAGACCGAGAACAUUUACGAGAACCUUCCCCCACGCAAGGUUAAAAAUGACACUGCAAAUAACGACGGCGAGGGCGGGCACGGGCGAGUCGUGGAGCGUGGAGAGCGUGAGCGGAGGUCCUCGAGGAAGCUCACCAAAGACUCUGGAUAUGAAACCUCGCCGUACAGUGAGAGUGACUACGCAAACAUUGACUUGUACUCCGAAGUGGAUGCGUCGGGUGAGGUGGAGGGCGACGGGGACGACGUGACUUUAGCGCCGGAGUCUGAGUUGGCCUCUCCGCCCUCGCCAUCAGUCCCCCGCCACCCUGACCCCGGUGCAGCCCCCUUGCCACCGCGGCCCCCGACACACCACGGCAGAAUGAGCCACGACAGCCUUGAGCGGCGGUGCUCGUGGCAGGAACAAAACAUCCAAGACGCACUCGGGGAUGCCAACAUCUCCCCGACAGAGGGCAGGAGCGCCACGCCCUCGCCGCGGCUAGAGAGGGCGGCGGCUCAAGGGGUGGUGCUCGAGGCGAACAGCAGCUUCGUCAGAAAUCUGUGUGGGCGGUCCUCGCGCCGCUCACCGCUGCCCAGAUAUUCCUCGGCCGAGUCCCUCUCGUCCUUCGCCGAGUCCCUAGUCAGCCCGGGGAGCACCGCUAGCGGCGUCGCCUCGUCCUCGCUGGUGCCGGCCAAGAGCACGCCCUCUCUCCACCAGGAUGCCUCUCACGGACCCACCCCCGCCAGGAACCCCGCGGUGAAUGUGGCGCUUCACGUCUCCAGGUCAACACCCAACUUAGACGACCCAGAUGAUGGCGGCAGCACCAGCAGCAGCAUGGUGACCAAGUCGUCCAUGUAUUCUUACCUGCACGGGGCCUCCACCUCCACCUCCAGCAAGGGCGGGUCAGGAGCGGCCAGCGGCAGGUACUGGGAUCCGACCAUGGGCUCAGACGACACGCCAGACAGAGAGGAUUACGCCCACCACCUGCGUUCCUCCUCCUACCAGAUGCUCCACUCGCGCCAACUGUCCGCCCUCAGCACAGGCUCCGCUGGCUCCUAUCACAGCCGCCAGCACUCCAACGCUUCCAACUACAGCGAGCCCGACGACCUCAGUCCCCGCGGGGACAUGCACCACCACUCCGCCCCCCACAGCCACCACCACCACCAUCACGGGAUGGACCGGGCGAGAUUCUUCUCGUAUGAUAAUCUCGGGCCGGACGGCUCCUCCUCCACCUCCAGCCAGAAGUACCACGUGUCCUGGAACGUCUCCGAGCCAGACCUCACGCUCGCCCCUCCCCCCUAUUCUCCCCCCGGGCCGGGCUUCCAACAGGUGGUGGGACCCCCAGUGUCUCCGAAAGUGACAUCACCAGCCCCCACCACCUCCACUUCAUCUCCCACCUCCACGUCAAACACAACCCGUCAUCCAGCCUCUCCCCCUCCUCCCCCGGUCCGUGAUGCCUCUAGUCUGAAAUACAUCAAGUAUGGCCCAGGCCACGAGAAGUACCCGUCCUGGCCUGUCCCCGCCGCCAACCAGGUGCUGACUCUUGCCCCCGCGGCGCAUGACGCCAAUGUCUCGGGUCUGCCUGACUCUCCGCCCCAGUCCUCGGGGCCCCAGGGAUCGCAUCGCUCCAAGUCGUGGACGGAGCAGUCGGAAUACCCCAAGGAGAAGGCUGCAGGCUAUGCUCGGCCCUACAGCAACAAGAAGCCGGCCAACCGGCAGCUCAAGACUGUGAUAGAGAGGGCGGAGAAAAUCCCCAAAGAGAUGUUCCACACCAGCGGCCUCCGAGACGACGUGUUCGCUCCGUCCUCCAACUACUCCUUCAUGGACGCCUACUACAAGCCAUCCUCGUCCCCAUACUACCCGCUAUACGACAGGGAGGGACGGGCGCUGGAUGACAAGGACUACAGCAUCCCCUCCCCGCCGGAGCGUGACCUGGGCAUGGGCGAGGCUUCCCUGGGGCAGGUGACAGCAGCCCAGCUGGAGGAGUACGUGCGCCGCUAUGAAGAGUUUGGCUACACUGACCUCAUAGGAACGACGCCGCUCCUGGACCAGCUGCGCCGGGAGUCUGUCAUGUGGGACGGAGGCUCAGAACGUGACUCUGGCCGAGGAGAGAGUGAGAGCGUUGCUGAGAGUGCCAGGUACAGCAACGGGCGGGAGAGCGUCACCACCGUGGUCACCAAUUCCUCAUCGGCAUCCUCCUCCGAGACCUUGAAGUGGCAUGGCUCGCUGUCAGACAUCUCCAUUAUGUCUGGACACUCGCGAGACCCGCGCGGAGACCACAACAUUGCCCACAGUGCGAGAGUGCAGGCCCCGCAGCGACACAACAGCGAGUCUGUGCUCUACUAUGGGCCUGAAGGGCGGCCGAAAGGCUCUGGCAGCUCCAGGCACAGCCAUGACACUCGUGAGCACCACAGGCGCCCACACCCUGCCGACCCCGGGUACCCCAGACACCCACGGGAAGGAGGCAAGUGGAGCCGCGAAGUGGUGGAACGAAACAACGAAAUGAAUAACCUGAAGAAGUUCCCGUCCUACUCGUACACGCAGCCACUCUCACAGAUCACAGAGUCGCCCACAGCGGAGAUGCGCGAGACGACACGCUCUCCUCAAAGCCCCACCAUAGAUUUCAGCAAACCUCCGACCGUGGCCGAGAGGAUCCACGAGCUGGAGAAACAGUCGAGAACUUCAGGACCAGAGAGUGGAGCGCGGUGGCCUCGCGAUCAGAGCGGCUCGAGAGAGCGAGACCACCAGGACCACAGAAAGGUGCGGGAAGAAUCAGCGCUGCAGGACCCCCGUGACGCCAUCGAGAAGACUGAAGCUCGGUCGCCCCGGGAAGCAAGCGAGACUCGAACCCACCAGCGGCGAGGCUCUCGGGACUCCCAGCGAGGAGACCGUGACUUGAGGCUGGACUUCGCCAACACUUCCUCCAGAAAAGGAGACACCUCUCUCUCCGGUGUGGAGCUCUGCUCUCCCACCACUCCCACUGGUUCCGCCUCCACUUCCUCCCGCUCUCCCACCCAGAGGGAUGCUGAGAGCCGGACCUUCAUUCACGAAAACUUCCAGAACAUUCUCAACUCCUUCACUGAGGUGGACCGCUCAGACCGGUCCAGCGGCGUGUCCUACUCCUACCUGGACCCCGAAAAGCGGCGGAAGGUGCCGGACUCCACGUUGAAGAGUAUCCAGAAGCAAGCUGUCAUGUCUUUCUAUGAGCGCCACGCCGGCCGCAAUCUUGGGGUCGGGACAGACGUGAGCUCCUCCGGCAGUCAGUCCAGCCUCACCUCAUCCCAUUCCGCCCCCGAGAUGCACCAGGGGAAGUGGGCCAAUGCCUCACACGCCUCUCAGAGUCAGAAUCUCCGUACGGAUAAGUCAGGGCGUGCCGGGAAGGGCGUGGCCAGGCUUGGCCGAGUGCCUGAAAGUGAGGACGACCAGCCCCUCAGGCCCGGCCGGAGGCGGUCGUCUGGGCGUCUGGAUUCCAGCAGUGAGAUAAGCGCCGAGGACGCUUCCCGUGGAGACUCCCAGAGGUCCUCGCUGGCCUCAGAGUCCACCUCCUCAAGGGGAGAGCAGCCCCCGGCUUUGCCACAGAAGAUGAGUCUCCAAAGUCAACCUGAAGGCACACCAUGGAGCUCCCCAUCCCUGCCCCCCAUCAACCCCGCCCCCGAGGACGCCCCAGCCACAUCCACCUGCACCACCACCAGCACCACCACCUCCACCACCCCAGGGGAGGACCAAGCCCCUCAAGAUGCCCCCGCCGAGGACGACAGGACUUACCACAAGGACUCCUACAUGGCCCAUCGCAGGGACUGGAAGACAGGCUUUGAGGGUCGCUACCGACGAACCAUAUCCCCAUCAGGCUCCAGCAGGAAUCUUCUCUCUUCCACUACCACCACCACAACCACUGCCCCAGCAUCCCUGUAUCCUACCUCUUCCACCAUCACUGCCACCACCACCACUACAACCACCACAACCACAACUUCUUCCUGUCUCUUAGGACAAAAUGAUACACAUAAUGAAAAUGAAAUCAUCACCAGUGAGAAUGGAUGGAGCAAUGGUGGUCACAUGCGCAACACCUCCACAACAGUCAGUUUCACUGCAGAAGAGCUGAGAGCCUUCAAGGCGCGGCGGGCGCAUGCUCAGGACCUGUCUACUCACACUCCUGACAAGGAAAAUACAAGUCGGAAGUUACAUUCAUCACAGUCAUCACCUAGUCUGUCCUCAUCUGCCCUGCAGUCAGUGGCAAGUGAAGGCUCAACAUCCUCCCUGGCCAGUGGUGGGACUGUCUCCUCUCUGGGAUCUGGCCGCAGUGUGGGAUCUGUCUGCAGUGGUGGUGUGUCCCCAGUGUCUCCUAGUAAAUUAAGUCCAGCUCACUCCUGGAGGACAUCACUGGAAUCCCUUAACAGAGCCAACUCCACAACAGUGUCAUCCAGUAUCAGUAAUGGCAACAGUGGCUCCUCUUCCCAUUCCCCGCGGACCAUCACCCGGGCCACUAGUCUGGCUGACCCUCUUCACUCCUCAGAAGAGGUGGGCAUGUCUGGCAGGGCAACACAGGACUCCUACCAGCUCCCCCGCACUGCCAGCAUCAACGAGUCCCUGUCCCGCAUCACUGCCAUCAGUGACUCCCUUAGCCGUUCGACGAGUGUGGCGGACUCUCUCGCCGGCCAGUCCUUCGCCGCCGAGACUCACAGCCAAGGCAAUAACAACACAGAAAUGCUAUUGCCUUGCCAGUCCGCUGAGCCCUCAUCACUGCCCCUGGCACCAGCCUCACCCACGUCCCCAGUGGCCCAUGAUGGUCCCGUCACUGCCCGCCCAGCCACAGUCACAGAAGAAGCAACUUCACCUGUCAUGCCUCCAAUCAAGGCAGCUCAAGUGUCAUCUCUUUCUGUGGCAUCAAAGUCACCAACAUCAUCCAAAUCUGCGUCCUCCACCAUCCAUGCUCAGGCGACUCCUGCCAUUAAGUCAUCCAGUCCAGUCACAACAAACACAUUUUCUGAAGGCAUGAACUCCAACCCUGCCACUUGCUCCUCCACUGACUCCAACUCUAACUAUGAUGUUGUUGUCCUUGGAUAUGGACGCACUCCCUACCCAGAGGAGCUUGAGUGCGACAGGUUAUCCAAAGACUACGUUCCUCAGUUCCCCAUGGACAACAAGCUACGAGCCUUGUUUGCCACUGGACCAGAGCACAAGACAACUGCAUUUUACAUGGAAGGAGUAUUCAGCCUGGAGCUCCGCAAAGAUUUCAUCUCCAGCAGCCAUGCCAGACACCCAGAUCUGGUUCAGGUUGGACUGUCACAGACAGCAGCAGCAAAAUCUGUCAGCAACAUUCAGAACAACAACGAAACCACUAAUGGAGUGGAUACGAUGCAUGACAGGACACCACUACCAGCAGACUCAGCUUACUUUACCACCUCUGAAAGCAAAGCCAAGAUGUUGACCAGACUACGAGGAAGUACUGGAAAUUUACAAGAAAGCUUGACUGAUCAACAGCUUAUGAAGAAAAAGGAGGAGCUGGUUGCAAGCAUCGGUCGUAAACUAGAAAUCCUCAAAGCUGAGCACGAGGCAAUCAAAGAUGAGAUGCGGCUUAACCACGACUUGGGUGCAGAGGUGACGACACGGGUAGAAGCAAUGGCCAGACUGGCAGAGUCUGAAAAAUAUAAGCUACAUGUGGAAGAGAUUGACAAGAUCACCUCUCUGCUGCUGGGGCUUUCAGGGAGGCUGGCCAGGGCAGAGAAUGCUCUGAUGAUGGUGGAUGAUAAUGAUCUAGAAGAGAAGCGAAUCCUGGAGAACAAGAGAGACAAGCUGCUUGAGCAGUUGGAAGAGGCAAAGAAGCUGAAAGAGAAUAUUGACCGCAGAGCAGUACAAGUUUCAAAGGUGCUAAACAAGUAUUUAACAGAGGACCAGUAUGCAGACUAUGACCACUUCAUCAAAAUGAAGGCCAAGCUCAUUAUGGAUGCCAAGGAAAUAGACGACAAGAUCAAGCUUGGUGAGGAACAGCAAAAGGCAUUACGAGAGACUCUAUUCAAGAAGCAGUGACUUGCGGCAUUAAAGUGAUUCCUUGCUGUGACUGUAACUGUCAUAACGUACCCUAUUUAUUUCAGUAGUUAUUUUCUCUCUCCUGGAGGCUUUGAUCAAAUAAAAUACUAAAGGAAAUACCCAGUAAUAAUUUCAACUGUAUUAAAUCUUUAGCAUUUUUUUUGUCAUAACUUUCAGGAACAAGACACAAAUGGUAAAAGUGUAAACUGAAGCCUUCCUAUACUUCUGCUAAGUGCCUUUGUGAUUGAAUGACUCUUAUCAGUGCAAGUUGAAAAAGAAAAUAAGUUGUGUAUGUAUGUAUGUGUGUGUGUGUAUUGUGAAAAUUUUGCUGUAAGGAAAAUUAAGAGAAAUAGAUCAGUAUUUAUGAAUUGUUUUACCCUUGACGGUGCCAGAAGAAUUAAAAGCUACUAUGAUACUCUUGCUGCUGUGUAAUGAGGAAUAUUUCCACCCCACAUUAGAGUCUUACUUAAUAAUAUACAUUAUUAACUUGAGCUGAGUCUCAGUCUGCUAUCCACCACAGUGGAUCCAUCUGUGUUUAGCAAUGACAACUGUUUAAGGGCAGAAUAAUUUGGGUUAAUAUGCAACUUAAACUAACCAUCAUUGGUUGUAGUUGUGAGUGCAAGCUGUAAAGCAAGAGAAAAGCUGCAACUCCAUAUUAAAUUGGAACAAAUUUGAAUUAGUAAAGAAUGAAAAUGAAUUAUAUUGUAUUCAUAAAUGCCACUGCAAAUUCAAGUUAGAGCUAUCUACAAUCCCUCAUGAAAAUUGAAAUGUUACAUGUUUACCUAUAACAUGUUUACCUAUAAAAUCAAAUUCUAGAAUGGUGGUGCUUUUGGUUCAACCAAGGCAAUUUAUUUCCAAUAUUUCGAAUUUUAUAUAUAUAUAUAUAUAUAUAUAUAUAUAUAUAUAUAUAUAUAUAUAUAUAUAUAUAUAUAUAUAUAUAUAUAUAUAUAUAUAAUAUAUAUUUAUAUUUCAACACAAAUAUGUAAUGUCAAUCUAGACUAGGAAUCCGCUUCAAAUGUUUACUGAAGCAGUGAACAAGUUUCACUCUGCUUUCCAUAUUACAGUCAAGAAGAUAUUCCACAUCCCCACAGCAGUUAUUGGUACUUGUAAAAAAAUAUAUAAUUAAUGGGCAUAUAAACAUUGUAAAUUCAUGUAUGUAUUCCUAUACAGAGGCUUCUCUUUCUCAUAAGUUUAUGAUGAUAUUGUCAAAUGCAGCAAAACUAAGUUUGCUAGAAUAAUUUAAUGACAAAGCACAAGUCACUUUGUAUCUCUUGGAUGCAAGGUAGAAUUUGUGUAGAUAUUAUUUUGUAACAUAUAUAUAAUGAAAGUUACUUUUCUUUUUGUUUCUGUGUAUUCUCUAUCAGGAGAAUAUCUCACACCAUUUGGAAGAAAACCAUCAUUCCAAAGGGAAUAACAAACUAUGCUUUGUCUUCAAGAUCUUGAUCUGCCUUGAAGUAAGCAGUACUAAGUUUUCAUUCCUGAUUUUUAUACAUUGAGGGUUUUUGGCUUUUAUAAUAUAAUGCUUUUUAUUAUUUUUUUUUUUUCAUCAGCACAGAGCUUUCUGCCUGUAUGCCUUCCAACAGCUGUGCCCUCCACCUUCCUCCUCUUAACACUGCUUGAGCCACGCUGUAGACAACCAAACAGUUCUCAAGGUUGUGUGACACAACCACUUGUGAUGUGGAGUAAUUCAGGGUACUGUUUGCUUGUUCCUGGUAACUAGAUGAUGAUGAUGAUGCCCGUCCUGGCAGCUGGUCAUUAUUACUGAGCUGUUCAUCUUUAUUUAAUGUCUUUAUGAAAGCUGAAUAUAAAAUUUCUCAAUUUGUGCCACACUGUAUAUAUAUUAGAUAUUUAUGGAUGCCAAAAGACCGUCCUGUUCCUUGAAUUAUGUAUCUACUAACUGUUCACAGACAUUAUUGGUUUUGUACUUGUAAACCUAGUUGCAAAGCAACACUUCUGUUGUACAGUAGCGCUUGUCUAUAAUGUAUGCCAAAUCCUAUAAUUCUUCUUCUGAGAAGAAAUAAAAGUGAAUAUUAAAGA